UCGACGGCAAAGGGGCUAUCCAAGCCCAUCCCCAACAGGACGUCCACCCGAGCAGUUAAGAAGCUGUAGAGAGUUUUUGUGGAUUUGAGUGGGAGGGCAGGGGUGCAGAGCUUGGGGGGGAAGUGGUACACUCUCAUUGUAAGGGAUGACUGCACGAGGUGGAACCGCGUCUACUUCUUGAAAAACAAGUCAGACGCUGCAGAAGCAUUCGAGAGAUACCUAGCGGAAAACCGAGCAGACGGAGCCCCAUCCGAGGUCAUGGUCGUGCGAUCUGACAACGGAGGAGAGUUUUUCGAGGGAGAGUUCGGAAAGCUGUGCCGCAAGUACUGCAUCAAGCAGGAGUUCACCCCCGCAUACAGCCCAGAAUACAACGGUGUAACUGAGAGAGCACUGGGACUGAUCAAGGAUGCAGCACUAGCCGCCCGCAUUUAAGCGCCGAUUCAUUACCCCGAAGCGCCGAGCUACCCCUCCCUUUGGGCCGAAGCUACAGCUUGGGCAUGCAACGCCCUUAACUGCACCUCCACCACAUCCAACCCGGACAAGAAAUCGCCGUACGAAAUGUGGCACGGGCACCCACCUCCCCCAGAGGCGACGUACCCGUUCCUCAAACCCGCCGUAUACAAGGUCAAGCGCACGCACAAGUCAGAGCCGAAAGCAAAAAAGUGUUUUUACCUCGGCCCUGGAAUCAACACAAACCGUGAUUGCGUGCGCAUCCUGAACGAAAAACGCCAAGCGAUCACAACUCGCAACUUCACCUGGCAAUCUGUGCCCGCCGCCCCGACCGCGCACCCCCAGCCGCUGCCUCCCAUUGCAGAGGAGGACGAGGAGCUCACGACUGAGGAGGACGAGGGCGGGGAGGGUGCGUCAUGCCACGGUGGAGGGAGAGCGGAGGGAGAACCUGAGGAUGGAGGUUUCCACCUUGACACGACGGCAAACCCGGGGCCCGCGGAGCCGCCCGCGCGUGAUGCGCCGGCGGCGCCGCCGGCCGCGCCCCAGGAGUCGGGCGCGGGCGACGCUGGCGAUGGCGCCCCCUCGAGCAGGGAGGGCGCGAGCGUCGCCCCAUCUACCACGUCGACCGGGAUGGCCGAUGUGGGCGGCGGCGAGGACGACCGUCGCAGCAGCAGCAGCCGCGGUGGCGGCAGCAGCAGCAGCAGCAGCAGCAGCAGCAGCAGCAGCAGCAACAGCAGCGGUAGCGGCAGUGACAGCGGCAGCGACACGGACAUCCCGGCCCUCCGCGGGCCCGAGGGACGGAAGCUCGCCCGCUUUGGCGAGCCGGCGGAGCUCACCAGCCGCCGACUCAGGGAGAACCCUCGCCGGAACAUGAGGUACGAGUCGUCGCCGUCGCCAACGAGUGCCGAAGGCCUGCUCGCCCGCCAUGCGUCGGAGGCGGGGCUGCCCAUCCUGCCCAUCAACAGCACGACGGAGCACACCCACUGGAUGAUCGCGUGUGUGGUCGACGUGGUGGAAGAGCUAGAGGCGAGGGCGGUGCAAGCGCUGCUGUGCGAGCGCGCGGAGGAGGCCAACAUCGCGCGCCAAGAGGCAGAGGACUUCCUGCUGGGAGCGGAGGACCUCGUGCUCAACUCUCCAGACGCCUUCGCGAGGGCCCUGGCGUCGACCGAGCUGAGUACAGAAUCCCCCAUAGGCAAGCGACCGAAGCGGGAUGACGAGAGUGGAGGGGAAUGGCCGGUGAGGGAGGCCAUCGGCAGCAUGAUGUGGGUGUCGACGUUCUCGCGCCCGGACAUCUCGUUCGCCGUGCGUGCGGUAGCGCGCCAUGCCCAUGCCCCUGCCGAGAGGCACUGGAAGGCGAUCGUGAAGAUCCUCGCCUACCUCAAAGAGACGAGGGACCUCGGGAUCACCUACGAACGGGGAUCGGGGUUGGGGCUGGCGGUGUACGUGGACGCUAGCUACGCCGACGCUGAGGAUAGGCGUUCGGUGUCAGGGCUGGCAACAACGGUUGGAGGGACCGUCAUCAGCCACGGUAGCAAGACGCAAGCUAUCGUAUCUUUGUCGUCUACGGAGGCAGAGUACAUUGCUGCCGGGGAGGGUGUGAAGGAAGCUUUGUUUGUGCGUGCAGUGCUUUCGUUUAUUGCCCCAGAGACCAGUGGCAGCAGCAUUCAGGUCCUUGAGGACAAUCAGGGGGCUAUGGCUUUGGUGCAGAACCCCCUCAGCUCAGCGCGUAGCAAGCACAUCGACGUGAGGUACCACUUCAUUCGUGGAUUGUUCAGGUCGGGGGACAUCUCGAUCAAGUUUGUGUCGACGUCGGAGCAGCAUGCCGACAUGCUUACCAAGGCUCUUAGCAAGAGCAGUCUGCAGUACCACCGGCGCAAGUUGAUGAAUUUGCCGGAGUAG
Messenger RNA from Ectocarpus sp. CCAP 1310/34, 2349 nucleotides. Lineage: Eukaryota; Phaeophyceae; Ectocarpales; Ectocarpaceae. The record is from the annotation of a GenBank genome assembly.